AUGGGUUUCGCGCAACUCGUGAUCGGCCCCGCUGGAAGUGGAAAGGUUAUCGCUUCUUUUUUUUUCACCUCCUCUACUCUGGUUUACUUUCUGGUUCGUAAACGGCUCCAACUGGACCAAGCGUGUUCUAUUGAAGCUCGCUUUUCACGAAAAUAAUAAUUAUGGAGUCAUGUAGGAGUAGAGUUCAAAUUAUUUUAAUGUAUGAUGGCCAGAGCUUUGCUGCGCAAGAACUUAGUUUGUUCCAUACUCGACCAUAGCUUGGGCUUUGGACAAGUAAUGAUAAUCAGAAUACUAAUGAGGCACAGCCGCUUAUUUCUACGUAGAACUAUCUUACGGGAUAUUCUUGAAUUCUAACUGAUAUCUUAGAAAAUACGGAUGAGCAAGAGCAGCCUAUCCACGCGUGUGUUAGAGUCCGCAGACAGCCCGUUUGUUAGAUAAUCCCAAUACGUUCCUUCACAUCUAGGUAUCCGAUCAAGUAAAGAGGCCUGUGCAAAUUUUAGUAAAGUUGUUUGCAAACUUCAGAUUGGUUGUGGCUCGGUGAAACUUAACCUUUCCUCUCAUUUUUCUACUUGGAUCCAUCCUCCAGUCAACAUACUGUUCCAGCCUCUAUCAGCACUGUGAGACAAUGAGGCGUAGCAUUCACAUCAUCAACUUGGAUCCUGCCGCAGAGAGUUUUGACUAUCCAGUGGCUAUGGGUGAGCGCUAUAGCUUCUAAAAGUUUACCCAAUUUUAGCACUUUUUUCUCAUUGAUGGAAGCUAUUCUUUUUCCCGACUAAUCUGACUUUCUUUGAACUCUUUCUCUUGCGUGUGUGCAGAUAUUAGAGAACUUAUAUCCCUGGAUGAUGUAAUGGAAGAACUUGAUCUGGGUCCUAAUGGGGGUCUCAUUUACUGCAUGGAGUAUCCUUUUAUUCUACUAAUUUGCACCUUUGACUGAAAUCUUGUUGUAACCAAUGCAUGCAUCUUGCUUCUCUUUGUUGCAGUCGUUUUAAGAAGGAGGUGCUCCAUGUUGACUUGUAAUUCACUACUUUGGCAUGAUAUGUAGGAUUGAUGUUAUGCACUUUCUCGGGAAUAAAAAAUAUCUUCCUAAAGAAUGAUGACGAAGAAAUAUGUAUAAUUACUUUGAUGGUCGUUUGGUGGUUGGCUGAGGGAACUGUAAUAUAUGCAAGGUUUGAAUUAGAGUGAAGGCUCAUUGUUUUUUUGCCUAAGGACUCGUAUAGGUAAUUCAUUCUCUAAUCCAAAUGUGAAAAGUUACUAUAGCUUCAAAGCUGCCCACCUUGUUUACUUUAAUAUUUAUGUAUCUGUAUAGACACUUAUCUUGAUUUCAAGCAGGUUAGAUAUUAGAGCUCCGAUCAAUUGGAAAAUUCGUGGUGCAUGUGUUCAUAAAAUGAUCAUGUUGGGAUUAUUGAAAGAAGUCAGAUGUUGGGAUUUUUUAGCAUCCCUUCAUUGUCAGCGAUAUUAUGUAAUCUUCUAGUUGAUAGUGGACUGGUAGCUCUUCCUUUGGAUGGCAUUAGUUUUUGCUGACUGGUAGCUUUCUCGUUUAGUUCGAGUAAACAUUUCAUCAUUUGGCUUGUCAAUGUACCUUGGGCAAAGGAUGCCCUUCUACUGUCACAUGAGAACGGAGACUGGUGGGUACCCUAAUUGUAUUAUUUUUGGUUAGGAUUGGAUACUCACAAUGCCUGGAACCUGGACUUCUCCAGAGUUUCACUUUAAUCCAAUUGUACCCUGGUUAGCUAAAAUUUCGAAUUAAUUUUUCGAAUACUGUGGAUCUACAGAAUUAAUGUGAAUAUGCUUGUGAUAGCAGUGAAACAUUUUCUAACAGUCUUACAUGCUUAUUGUUGAGUGAGCUGGGCUAAACUUUAUGUUUGCCUUAAGCUCUAGGUCUUUGUCCGGGUUAGUUGGCUUAUAUACUAAAGUCAGAAAGUGAGAAAACAGAGUCGUGACCUACGAGCUCAACUUUGACUUGUUCUUAUCUGUUGAUGAAACCACUUUAGAAUAUUGGAUUCCUUUAAUGAUCUCUGGACCCUGUGACUCGACCUAUAAAUAUUCCACAUAAAGAGCGGAAUCUUAAAAAAGUCAAUCUGACUCAUAUGAGCACCAACUCAAUGAGCCCUGGUAGAAAUGUUCUUUGACACGUGAGGAGCAUGUCCAACUUUUACUUUUGUUUAGUUUCUCUUGCAUUUAUGACAUAAAGAUUGAUUAUAUGACAUUGUAUGUCCCAUUUUUUGGUUCGUUAAUGUUUUGCUGAAUUAUCUUAGAAUACUGCUUCAAAUCAAAUGUGGCUUUUUAUCUUGAUUUUUCUUAGCGUGCUUUAGACACCUGGAAGAGAAUUUAGAUGACUGGUUGGAAGAAGAACUGGAAAACUACUUGGAUGAUGAUUAUCUUGUUUUUGAUUGUCCAGGUAUUUCCUUUUGCAUGUAGACAUGAAUUCUUGUUCUCAGGGCGUCUUUUUUUUUUGAAAUGUUGUUUUAGGUAGUGUGUGACCUCCUUCACAUAAGUUGCUUUGAAUGAGCCGCUAAAAAUGUUUCUUUGAGAGACACCAACAUAGCUCACACUGGUCGAGUAGUCUCUCUCCUUGCAGUGCAUCAAGAAGAACGGAACAGUGAGAUCAUUGGAAAGGUCUUUACUGGUUGAUGGGGAUCAUUUUUCAUUGUGAGUUGUUGUCAUGCGAAUGGGUGUAUAUCUUUUUCUUUUUUUCUUUUUUUCUUUUUUCUUCAAGUUGGCCUCUUUCAACCGUGCUUGAAUCAUCAAAAACCUGAUUGGGCAAUGUUAUCCAUUAGAUUCUUUUUUGUUGUGUGAAUGGCGAAAAGGAUCGACAUAAACUGACCAUUCAUCAGAGUGAUCUUUAGUGGCAGAUCUAAACAGGUGACAACCAGAACAUUGUGGAGAAUUUUUUCAUUCCAUCUCAUUCUAAUCAGAAAAUUUAGGAAGAUCUUGAAUGCGUUUGAUGAAGUUUAGUCAGAAGCAAUGCUUUGUGGACGAUGGAGUGCCAUGACGUUUAUUGUUAUUUUCUGCAUUCAUGUACACUGAGUGUCAGAGAAACUAGGGUCCACUGUUUCUGUUGAAUAGGGGUGGCGGUGGGGGAGGGGAUUUAUUUGGAAAAUGAAGAAAUGAAACUAGUUACAAUACAGUUUCCCUUAUGUUUCUGAUAAUUGCUUCAACUGUAGAUUCCUAGAUUCUGUUGGUAUUAUUCAUGUCAAAGCUGCUGUUAAAGUGUCAGCUGAUCCCACCAGGCACCAGUCGUGAGCGAAUGGUGUAAUACUCUGUAUUUAACUACGAAAUGCCCAACUCAGUUCAUUCAGUGCGGGACUACUCCAGAAAUUAUAAUCUUAAGUAAUAAAAUUACCGCUGUCCAGCACUGUUAUUCCCCUGAUCUUGUCGCAUCCCACACUCUGUUCAUCUUUCGCAUCUCUUCUCCACAAAAAUGUUCCUUAUCUUCUACUCCCCUCUUAUAUAACAGUUUCAAAAAUGUUUGUUACCCACAUUUCCCAAAUAUUCCCGUCUCUUCAGUCUGAAUAUUAUUUGGAGCUGCAAGGUGGUAACCUGUGGUUACUGUUGUAUUCUAUGAAGAAGUGUGCAUUGUUCAUUUGUGGGCAGUGUUCUUUACAAAGCGUGUAUCAUUUUAAUCCAUGAUAAAGAGCAUGCGAGGGACGAGCAUAGACAGAAUUGAGACUAAGUUUCACCUCAUGUUUCCUUGCAUCAUGGUCGGUUUUUUCUUGCACCCAACGUUGGCAGGACCUGGACCAUACGUAAGUAAAUUGGAUGCUAUUUAUUUCCUUGUUACAUUUGUUGAUUCCCCCCAUUUUCCUGGUAAAUGAUGAGUUCUUAGUGUCACAUCUCUCAGAUUUUAUAGUGUCACUAGAGCAAUGUCUCUAACUUGGUUCCUUCAUUGGUCUACUCUUGAUUACUAAUUUUACUUUCUCCAUGUUGUGGUGUCAUCUGUGGUCUCUGGUGCAUCCUUCAUUGUUGUCAGUUUUCUGGAACGUUGUGACACGGGUUGGCAGAGGGCUGGCGUGACCUUGGCUGUUAGUGGUUUCAGCUGACUAGAGAUAAAACAAACUUUUAAUGUACGUGCCAUGCGGCUUUCAAAAUCAGCAAAGUGGUCCUUUGGUUAAUAUGGAAAUCGCUAAAUUCAUUUCUCAAUCUCCCUGAAUCUGGCGCAAUAAAUCUUUAUUGAGGCUAUUCAUGUUGCCAUUAUUCUCUGAUAGAAGAUUAGAGGGAGCCUUCCCGGGAGAAAGAGGAGUUGGGGGAUUGUUUUGGCGUCUCAAGCGAAUUUAGUCCUAUGGUUGACAUAGAAUGUGCACUUCAAUAAAUGAGAAUCUUACAAUAGUUGUAGACGCUAUGGUGGUGAUGUUCACCAAGGCUCUUUGUUAAUUACAAAACGUACACCAUGCUUAUUUCUUAUGCUGGAAGAAUUGCCAAUCCUUGCCUGGAAGAAAACUCUUGUCAAGGAGUUCUUCUGCUAUUUUUUCAAAUUGAAGUAUUUACUUGAGAUUCUUAAACUUUUCGGAAUCCUCUCUUCAUUGGUUUCCUGUUUGAUAACUCCCUGCAGGUCAAAUAGAACUAUUUACACAUGUUCCAGUUCUUCGGAACUUUGUGGAGCACCUGAAGCGCAAAAAUUUCAAUGUCUGUGCAGUUUUCUUACUUGAUUCUCAGGUCGGUUUCCCCUUAUUGUAAACUCUGUUUCAUAUUAAUUAUAUAUUAGCGCUGUGUUGCAUUGAGAUUGAGCUAAAAGAUUUUUCUUCUGUACAGUUCAUAACUGAUGUUUCCAAGUAUAUAAGCGGUUGCAUGGCAUCUCUUUCUGCAAUGGUUCAACUUGAAUUACCUCAUGUCAAUAUUCUGUCCAAAAUGGAUCUCGUAAAAAACAAAAAGGAUAUUGAGGAGUGAGUAAUUUUUUGUUUCUUUCAUCUUGCCUUCACCAAUUUUACUGUACUCAUAAUUUUUCCUUUUAUUUUGUCUCAGUUACUUAAAUCCAGAGGCCAAAGUCUUAGUCUCAGAAUUGAAUCAGCAAAUGCCACCUCAAUUUGCGAAGCUAAAUAAAGCUUUGGCAGAGCUGGUAAGAUGCCAAUCUGACACAUUUUCUCAAUAGUUUUUUUUUUCGUUGCUUGGUUGCCAUGUUAUCAACGUCUUGAAGCCUAUGCGACCAAUUUCACAUUUACAAUUUUUGAGUAUUUUUAUUUAUUUUUUGAAACAAGAGUCUUUUCUCACACUUCCUGAAUCUUUUAAUUGAUACUAGCUGCCUUCCCAUAGAUCAUAAUAUUCAUAAUACCCAUGGCAGCUCGUUUUCCUUUGCUUCUUUCCCUCUCUCUAUCUUUUCCUUCUCACUUAUUUGUCGUAGUUUUUGAGGAAAUCACCCGCAAUGUCAGUUAAGUCGACAAUCCUUUUUGAGCCUUUGAAGCUGAUAUUGGUUUCUAGGAAAAGCUAUCAUUAGAGUGACAAUUAAUCAAAUUUGAACUCACAAAAACCUUAAUUCUAAUUAUAAAGAAUUUACGAAAAAUGUCUUCUAUCCACAUAAUACCUUUAGAUUUGGCUGACAGAUAGGACACCACAUCUUUCAUACUGUUCCAAAGAUAAUCCUUAUCUACUUUUGUGAGUAGUCGUGUACAGAUCCAUGAAACAUUAAGAGCCUUUCUUUAUUAAACUCAUGGAACGACCUUAUGUCUAUUAUUUUGCAUAAUGAAGAUGAAGAUGAAGAUGAUGAACAAAGUAAUUCAAUUCACCGUUCAUGUAAAGAUGGGGACCAACGCACAUGAGAUCAUAUAUGGUGUAAUUUGUGAUUGCUUCCUCGCUUGGUAGAUCUAUUAUUCAGUUUUAAGUACUCAUCUUGACAUCCUUUUUUUUGGCAUGGCACUUGGGGCCCAGAUUUUGUUCUAUCGUGAUACUAAUUAACCGCCCCGUAAUUUUCGCAUUAUAGAUCUGCUUUUCUAAAAAACUGAUCCAGCUUAUUGCGUAACUUGUGAGCUUCAUCUCUUUUAUCCUGUUUUUUAUGGAUCAAGAAUUAAAUUUCUUCACCAGGUUGAUGACUUCAGCAUGGUGAAUUUCGUGCCAUUAGACUUGAGGAAGCAGAGCAGGUUAGUUGGUCCUUCUCAACUUUGUUCACAUAGAUAUCAGUAUUUAUGUAUAUAUGCUAGGCAUUAGAGGCGGUAUACAUUCCACGAGUUGUCAUAUCAACCUGGGUACACCCUUCCCCACUCUAGAUCUCGAUCAGAGCAAAGGAAAACCAAAAGAGUACCCGGUUAAACCAAAAUCAGGCUUCGGGUAAACUUGGCAUCAGGAUGCAGCGUAGCUUGAAUAAAAGGGUGAUUUUGAAGCCAUAUCCAUAUAUUGCAUCAAGCGAGCAAUGGCUGAUCAGAACAAACGUGUCUGGUUCAAAGAGAGAGAAGCAAUGGCUGAUGCCUUCCUUGAUAUCUUGCAGCAUUCAGUACGUGCUCUCCUAUAUUGACAACUGCAUUCAGUACGGAGAAGACGCUGAUGUGAAAGUGCGGGAUUUUGAUCCCGAGGACGACUAG
Molecule: messenger RNA, 6506 nt
Organism: Spirodela intermedia
Lineage: Eukaryota; Viridiplantae; Streptophyta; Magnoliopsida; Alismatales; Araceae
Source: the annotation of a GenBank genome assembly